Messenger RNA from Ceratitis capitata (Mediterranean fruit fly), 1312 nucleotides. RefSeq lists its product as uncharacterized. The record is from RefSeq and is a predicted model, not a curated record. Gene Ontology annotation, biological process: negative regulation of smoothened signaling pathway. Bases 169 to 369 code for a protein of 66 amino acids. Gene Ontology annotation, cellular component: ciliary membrane; Golgi apparatus. The transcript is spliced from 3 exons. NCBI's taxonomy places the organism in Eukaryota, Metazoa, Arthropoda, Insecta, Diptera, Tephritidae.
UGUUUCCAAUAAAGAAGCUAAACAACGAAGGAAAUGAUUUAGGAAAUCAUCGAGGUUUAUUUAGCAAAAAUGUUUAUAACUUUAAUAUGGCUACACUGUUCAACAGCUGAGGCCGAAGUCAUCUUAUUUUUGGAAAAAGUUUUAUGGAACAAAUAAUUCUUUAAUAUAAUGGAUAAAUUAACAACAAUUAGCGCUACGUUAUUUCUUGCAGCGGAUGUAUUUGCUAUAGUUAGCUUGGCGAUGCCGGACUGGAUUGUAACCGAAGAAGCAGGUGAUAUCCGCCUUGGCUUAAUGUGGACAUGUAUGACGUUGUAUAAUCGUUCACAGGUCUGCUAUACACCCGAGCUUCAGCCGGAGUGGACACCAUAAAUGCAGCACUGAAAUGUUUUGCUUGAAACGGCAGAUAAAAAGAUUUUUAGUUGAUUUAAUGAGGUUAUAGCCACAUAAGUUUAUUACAAAAACUUGAUAAAUAGAUAAGCUAAAUUUAAAUAUUAAAAUAAUGAAAUUUUUAUGCUCACAUUACUUUGAAUAAAUAAAUGUGUCAUUGUGAACUAACUUAAUUCUUUUAAUCUGCACUUAUAUGUGUCAUUUUUUUAUUUUAGGUAACACUUGUCAGUAGGCGUAAUUAUAUUACUUCCUUGUACUUUCUAAAAACAUAGCUGAUUUUCUAAAAUUAGCAUAAAAUUAAAGUUUCGUCAUUAGUGGUUCAUGACCUGAUCUAUAAGGGGCUAGGUCGCCGGACCGUAACUGGAAACCUUCUGAAGACGCCUGAGCAUUACUUGCACAGCAUUAGCAUCUUACUAGAUGCCAAACCGCCACUUAGCACAUCAGAAAGGGAGUACUUGACAUUAAGAACUGCAUCCAGUAUCACUUACAACAACCGCUGGACAGAACGGCAUGCGCACCCGUGAAUCAGCUCGCUUUCUGUAUCUCCCGUUAGGGGACCUCGAUGACUUAGACUGAUCUUGCUUGUCACUAAGCGGGGCUAGAGAGCCGCUACAACAAAUAACAGCAUGUGGUCCUUGAAUUUUCGCAAAGAAAAAUAUUUCGAAAAAAAUUUUGUUGAAAACCAUUUUACAAUUCUUACACACCUAUUAGCGUUAAGAGCUUUAAGAAUUUAGAAGAGUUGAAAUAUGCUUCUUGAAAUGGGCACGAUUCAGUGGUAGUUUGAUAAUUCAUUAGAAGUUAAAGCUUUAUUAGAUCGUCUGAGACACGAUUUCAGCUACUCACUUCGUGAGGGAGCGUUCAUGUAUGAGGUCACCCAGUGGGAGGUCCAGGAAUCGAGCUUUUCGGCGGGGUUGGACCAGAGGAA